CGGGUACUUGCUCGGCAAUCUCCCCCAAGCACAUGCCGCGUUGAACGCGUUCCCCGCCGGGCGCAGCAGCUUCAUACGCUGCCCCACCGCCGCAGCGGGACCGCCACACCGUGCUCGGACACCAAUCGAUCGGGUCCGGCAGCGCCGCCGCGGAUCGGUGUGAGGAGGAGUGUCUGUAUACCGCAGAGGGCGUGCAAAGGCGUACGCGUACCAGGCUCAAGCGGCACUCGUGUCGAGGACCGCAGCGAUGGACGAGUCCAAGGACGACGGUGUAGAGGACAUUGAUGCCAAGGCGUCUGAAAACGACGAGGCGCCGAUCGACGACUUCGGGCGCCGGGCGCGGGCCAACGUUUCCGUGAGAAGACCCAUGGAAGAGGAGGCCAAAAUCCCCGUGCCGAACCGCUUCCACAAGACGGUCGUGCACUACCCGGGGUGUGUCAUGUUCGUGACCGGUCUGAUCGCCGUCGUCCUCGCGGGCCUCGCGUUCGGCGCCGGCGAGUCGGAGCUCGGCGGCUCCUUCACGGACAUCAGCAACAUAAAAGUAAGGCGCCUCUACGGCUUCUUCGCCUUCCGCGAGGACUACUGGAAGGCGACGGGCCGCGAGGACUACUGGCGGCGGCGGCUGUCCUCAGAUAGUGUCUUGAGCAAGAACCACGGCGUGUCCAAGGCGACGCUGGCGCGGAUCCCCGUCAAGACCACAAGGUCCACGAAAAGGCAGCAGAGGCGCCGCCUCGACGCCCACGAAGAUACUACAGACCACGGCGCACCUAGACGAGAGGAGGACUGCCGGUUCUCCGUUGUUGUGAGAGCUAGGAAGUCGGGCGAUAUACUAGGGAAGGGUUUGUCUACGUUACGGAGGAUCCACCGGCGCCUCACGCACACCGAGGGUUAUGAUGAUUACUGUUUGAGUGAGGACGGUGGCGCGACGUGCGUGCCACCGACGUCAGUCUUCGAGGGCCUCGCGAAUGCACCACCUCCUCUAGCAACGUGCGCGAACAACACCUGUGGCGCGUAUUUAGAUGCAUCAUUACCAACGUGCGACGACCACUUCGGCAGUGUAGAUCAGUUCGCGACAGAUGCCUUCGGGCCUCUUUGUGAAUCUACUGAUGUCUACCGCACGUCCGUCAAUAUAGGAAAAGGCCGCAAGAAAAGUUUCCAGUACGACGUCGCGGGUUCUGCGUCGGACGAAUGCAUGACCGUCGUCGCGGCGCAACGCGCGUUCACGGUGGGCGGCGGCUGGGACUGUACCUCCAACAAAGCGACCUACGCCAAGAUCACGUAUGCGACGGGCAUGCCGUUAUCUAGGUGCGAGGGCGACUGCUGGGACGAUGCUGAGGAGGAGGAAGUGGAGGAGUGGGCUAUUGGUACUAUGAUGCCCAGGUUACAUAAACUACGCACCAAGUUACACGACGGCGAAAGCUUCAAGGAGGCGGAUUAUGACUUAGUGUUCGACGGAGCUUGCUAUUUCAUCGAUUACUACCUCGCGAACGACCAGCAGAAACUGCUGAUUGCCGUGAUCAUCGUACUUAUCGUCUUGAUCCUGCAGACCAAGUCCGUGUGGAUCGCGUGUUGCGGGUUAUUUGAAAUCGUCAUCAGCUUCCCGAUUGGGUUAUUUGUGUGGGUGGUGAUCAUGCAGCAGGACUACGUGACGUACCUCAUGUACAACGGGGUGUUUAUCAUUCUAGGCAUUGGGUGCGAUGAUAUAUUUGUGCUGAUGGACGCGUGGAAGCAGAGCGCGAUGCAUCCGGCCCGCGAGGUGAGAGAAUCGCUGCUGUUGAGGUUCACGUGGGCCUACAACCGGGCCGCGUCGGCGAUGCUCGCGACGUCGGUGACGACCUGUGCGGCGUUCGUGGCGUGUGCCGUCUCGCCGAUCUGGGAUAUCCAGUGCUUCGGGGUCGUCAGCGCUGUGAUGGUCUUCGCUGAUUACCUCCUAGUGAUCACGUUCCUACCGGCGGCCUGCAUCGUGCGAGAGAGGUACUUCCCGCAACAGUGCAAGGACUGCGGCACCAAGGCGUGUUUGAAAUCAUCACCGGUCGGUGCAGCGCCGUCCUCCGACGACAAGGUCGACGAGGUGCGACCGCCGGACGCGAAGAAACCGAGGCUCGUCGAACGGUUCUACGGCGGCCCCUUCGCCGACUUCAUCAUUAAGGGCAAAAUACCCCUUACAAUCCUAUUCUGUGGCAUCCUCGUCAGUUCCAUGAUUGUGUGGAACCUGCUGCUCGUGCGAGCCACGUCCGCCACGGACUGGUUUGUAUCAGACCACCCCUUCACCUUACACGACAAGGCCACGAAGUACAAGUUCCUGGAGGAGCGCACGGACGAGAAGGAGUCAUCGUGGCUCGUCGCCGGCAUCAGCGAGGACGACCCCUGGGCCCUGACGGGCGGCGCGCACCCGGCGUGCGUCGAGGGCGAGACGCUGGACGGCAAGAGUUGCAUGGGCUCGGCGAAGUACAAGGGCUUUGACCUUGCGAAGCACCAGCAGGCGUGGAUCGACGCCUCCACCGCUUAUGAGGACGAACUCCGGGCUCAGGGCGCCUCGCCACACUAUGAAUCAGGACACUACAAUUUCAUGAUCGACUUCAAGAACUAUGUACUUCAUCAAAAUCUGACCUUUCCCUACUCGCCAGACGACAACGACGCCUUCGUGGCGAAGCUGAUCGAGUUCCGGGACUCGUGGGAGCCGCCCUACGGCUGGUUGCACCUCGGAGGUCAAAGUGAAUACCCGGGAGACCAGACGGGCUUCCACGUGGAAGGUAACACCAUAAAAGCGGUGUUUGCGGGCUUCAACACGACGCGAGACGUGGACCGGGACUCGUUCGACGAGUUGUACGACGUGCACGAGGGCGCGCGCGCGGCCCUGAAGAAGGCCAAACAGUUCUUGGGAGGACACAUCUACCAGGUGACGUACUACGACGACUGGAUGGUGGCCUCAAAAGCAUUUUAUGAUAGUAGUAGAAUAAACAUCGUCACGGCGUUCGCCUUUGCGCUCAUCAUCAUGCUCUGUGCGACCGCGAACUGGAUCGUUACUCUCAUAGCGUUUGGGUCAUUAGUGACCACCGUAUCAACGACAUUGGCGCUGAUGGUCUUCUACGGCUGGGAACUGAACGUGAUUGAGUCAAUUGAUGUUUCCAUCGCCGGGGGCAUGGCCGUCGACUAUGUUUUACACAUGUCGCACGCCUACAAUCAUCAGGAUCCCACCUUGACAUCUUCUGAAAGAGUGAGACUUGCGAUGGGCGAGAUGGGUAUAUCUGUCUUAUCAGGGUGCAUUACGACGUUCGGCGCGUGCUGCGCCCUAUUUAGUUGCGACUUGCUCUGGUUCAAGAUGUUCGGCUACUUCAUCUGUACCUUGAUCAUGUCCUCAUUUGUUGUCAGCAACUUCGGGAUGAUGGCUUUGUUGGCGCUGUGCGGUCCCACGAAUGGCAAGGGCGACGUGGCCUUUCUGAAGGACCCGCGGGGGUACAUCCAGAAGCUGCGGGGCGGGGCUCCGGCGGAGGCGGUCGAGGCGAAGGAGGCGCCGUAGUGCACACUAGUACAUACUAAUUAUUUGGGGUUG
Messenger RNA from Pelagomonas calceolata, 3553 nucleotides. Lineage: Eukaryota; Pelagophyceae; Pelagomonadales; Pelagomonadaceae. The record is from the annotation of a GenBank genome assembly.